ACCGGAAGCGCCGCUGCCACCAGUGGCGCUCGUGGUGUCUCCCUGCAGCGUCUCCCUGCGCCACGGAUCAGAGUCGAGCGCGGUCACACCUGGUGGGACUGAAGCGAGCAGUUUGGCGACUGAAACAGCUCCGACAGCUCCGCAGCUAAUCACUUGAGGAAUGUGGUUUCGUUAGGACGGUUGCCCAGACCUGGAAGUUUGCAUUGAGUUCAACUUUAGUUUCACUAACUUUCGAAGCAGUAAAGGGAUCAUGGCUACAGGCGGGUUUAAGUCAAACGCACCCGCUGACUUUUUGGAAGAGUGGAAGGCAAAAAGGGAGAAAAUGAGGGCUAAAAUGCUGGGGGACAUUGCAAAAGCCACGGGUGUCCCCCUGAGCCCCGCCAGUAGCACCAGCAACAGCCGCCUCGGCUCUCCGCCGGGCACCGAGCUCUGUACCAACCCGGACCGAAGCGCCUCCACGGGGAACUGCCGUACCUCCUCUUCCUCUCCGGUGGCUCGGUCCCCCUCCGGUGGCACACUGAACAGACCAGAGGAAGAGGCGCACCACCCGGCCGCACCCGCAGCCACCACCCCCGCCGCCCAGGGGAGCAACCUGAAGAAGGCCCCGCCUCAGAUGGAGAAGACUUGGUGCGCUUCGCCGGACUCCAGCUCUAUGAUGGCGUGCAAUAAUGACAGUGACAAGGACAGUCCGUCACCAUCACCCAGCAAGGGGAAGGAGAAGAAAAACGCAGGUCCCAGUGCAAGGAAGGGCAAAGGACAGAUUGAGAAGAGAAAGUUAAGGGAAAAGAGGAGAUCUACAGGUGUUGUCAGCUUACCGUCCAAUGAGAGCCUGGAUGAGCUGGAUGAUGACGAUGCAGGAGAAAAAGGCAGACGUGAGGAAGAGGAGCUGGUUCAGGCAAACACUUUCCAGAAUGAGUCUAUGACAGCUGACCCGGACACCGGCAACCUACUGGAAACCCCUAAAGCUGCUUCUGGACGUUUUAAGAGCUCUGCAAGGCAGGGGAUGGAAGAGGAGGCUGGUGGGAACAUCAGACAGCGAGAAAACCGUCACAGCACAGAGAGUGGAGAGGAAAAUCUGGAGAAGAGGGUGGAGGAGCUGGAGAAGGAGCUGUUCAGGCUGGUGAAGGUUGUUCGGGACAGAGGCAAAGUCAUUGAAAAACUGAAGGAGGAAAUCGAAUUGCUAAACCUGGACCUGGAUGAGUUUGAAGAUGAGAAUGAGCAGCUCAAACAAGAGAACAAGACUCUGCUGAAAGUGGUGGGACAGCUGACAAUGUAGAGCUGCUCUGAUUGGUCCAGACUUGAAGCAGCGACUCGAUCCAUCUCCCCGAUGUCCUGCUGGAGGUCAGAUCCUACAACGUGGCCUUGCAUCCGUUUCAUUUGGUGUAGAUUACUUUAGCUUAUCAUCCAUCUUGAAUGCUGGUCAUUUGCCCCCUUUUCCAUUUUAUCCCUCCAUUUUUCAACUACCAAACCAAUUGGAUGUUACAUACUGACUUUUUCUAUUUCAUACCCGAAAAAGGGAUGUUAUGAUUGUCAUUUUCUAUAAUCUAUCCUUUGUGAUUCUAUGACUGUAAUACAUAAUAUGUACCAUCAGGAGGUUGCUUGUACUAUGUAGUAUUUUAUAGAUGUAGAUCUUCAUUUGUGAAUUAGAACCAAAAUAAAAGGAGUUGAUAUGUAAUGUGAGUUUUCAGGAUAAUAUCUUAAAUUGAAUCAAUUUUUUAUGGUUCACUGAUCAUUUGUUUUUAAUUUCUAAAAAUAAUAAAGAAGUAUAAACCAAUGCCAAGUGGCUUUAGGAUAUGGGUUUAAAAUUUAAAGAGCAUUGGGUGAAGUGGCACAUAUUGGUAUGAAAUGACAAAAAGGGGCAAAUUGACCCAAAACCUUUUGAGAGUUAAAAUCAAAAACACAUGUAUACCAAUUGUUAUGAAAUCUAGGCUGAGUGGUGGAGGUUGUCUAUCAUCUUAUACAUAUUUAAUGUAAAUGUAUUGUACAUAGCUUGUUUAGAUUGUUCAUUAUCAAGAUUUCUGUCAAUAUCUUAAAAGAAAUAAACUUUGAAUGUACGUGCUGGAAUAACUAGGCACAAGAAAAUCUGUUUAGUUACGAAAAAUCUUUUUACAAAAGAAUUUACAGCAUUUGGACCAAAUUAAACAACAGUAUCGCCAGCCAAAGUGGGCGUAGUGCUUUGAAGUGCAUGAAACGUUUUUCUUUUCCUUCUUUCAAACUUGUUGAAGCCUGGUGCUUUCUUAAGUAAAUGGCAUUCCAGUUACUACAAUUUUUAAUAACUUCUUGGUACAUCUCAAUCCAGCAGGAGCCUCUUUAAAUGUUUUAAUUUGUAAAUAUGUCCAAAUGAAAUGAAGACGUUGAGCUUUACGCAUUUUAUUAGCGUCUUGACUCAUAUUCUUGUUGGUGUCAAAAAGCUUUUGGGGGAUUUACAUGUUACUACAGAUUUUUAUAGGUUUUUUGUUGCAACCUGCAAAAGAACCACUUCCUGUGAUGAAUUGCUGGAACAAACUGAAUCUGCUUUGUUUAGUUAAGGGACAGUCUUGGCCUUGCAAAAACAUUCAUAAACUGUGAACUUUCCCACAUUCUGUUACAUCACAACCAGUAACAGCAACAUCUUUCAUUGGGAUUUUGAGACGGAGCAACACAAAGUCUUGCAAAUGUUUUUACAAAUGAAAAUUUCAAAAGUCUGGAGUGCAUUUGUAUUUACCCAUCAUCCCCCUCUAAAUAUAAAAGUCAACAUUUGUACAAGAAUAACUAUAUAUGCAAUGUUUAAAUUACACAAUUUCUGGUUAUUGACUUCUAAAGACAGUUUGGUUUCACUAGAUUUUAUUUAGCUAUUAGAGAAAAGGGGAGCUGAAUGCAAAUGCAUGCCACACUUUUCAACUUUUGUCCUAUAAAUAUGUUAGAAAUCCACACAUAAUUUUCUCUGUACUUCACAUAGCAUGACAAAAAUAUGAAAAUAGGUAUGAAUACUUUUGCAAGGUGCUGUAUAUUAAGAUCAUUUUACUCCAGGGAGCUCCUUGCUGCAACAGGUAAUCUUAAAGCGGCGAUGUAUUCACACCUUUUGGGGUGAAAGACCAGCCCCUUACAGACCAACAUCACUGAUCUAUUUCUCUUUCCAUUACUUAACGCUUGUACAGAAGAUUAAGUCAUUUAAUAAAAGUUUGAUUAUCUCUC
Messenger RNA from Xiphophorus hellerii (green swordtail), 3174 nucleotides. It is a transcript of the gene pawr, whose product is annotated as PRKC, apoptosis, WT1, regulator. The transcript has 7 exons. The coding region runs from base 251 to 1276 and encodes 341 amino acids. Gene Ontology annotation, biological process: positive regulation of apoptotic process; apoptotic process. The record is from RefSeq and is a predicted model, not a curated record. Lineage: Eukaryota; Metazoa; Chordata; Actinopteri; Cyprinodontiformes; Poeciliidae. Gene Ontology annotation, cellular component: cytoplasm.